AAAAAGUCGAUUGUGAUCCAGCUGCGUGCCUCCUUCAUACGUAAAGAUGAAGCUCUCAACCCAACUCCUCCCUCUUCUCACAACUCUGACACUAGCUUCGCCAAUUGAUCUCAGUCGAUCAAACGUCCACCGAUUAUUCGUACGCCAGGAUAUUCAAACACCAAUAAAUGCUUCUCUUCCCAAUGUUACCAUAUUCGCAACCGGUGGUACUAUUGCGUCUCAGGGCAACAGCAACACACAGACGACCGGCUACUCAAUCGGCCUCGGAGUACAGCAACUUGUAGAUGCCGUUCCCGAACUCCUCAACAUAUCGAACAUUGCCGGCUACCAGAUCUCGAAUGUCGGCUCUGGUAGCAUCAAUGAGACUAUUAGCCUGAGUCUGGCGCAUAUGAUCAAUGCCGAGUUGGCGAAGGAUGAGAUCUCUGGUGUUGUAGUUACGCAUGGAACGGAUACGCUUGAGGAGACUGCUUUCUUCUUGGAGAGUACUGUUAACUCUACGAAGCCUGUUAUUGUCGUCGGUGCGAUGAGGCCAGCCACAGCACUGAGUGCGGAUGGACCGCUCAACCUGUACCAAGCGGUUACCCUAGCCGGAUCGCCUGCUGGACGGAAUCGAGGAACUAUGAUCGUACUCAACGACCGCAUCGGCUCCGCAUUCUACACCACAAAGAACAAUGCCAACACUCUCGACACGUUCUUCUCAACUGAGGCCGGGCAACUCGGUGUAUUUAUCAACCAAGUGCCAUUCUUCUUCUUCGCACCAUCCGAACCUGUAGGUCGUGUAGUCUUCGAUGUGACCAACAUCACCGACCUAGCCUCCGUACCAAUUCUCUACGCCCACCAGGAUAUGGACCCCACUCUUUUCAACGCCUCCUAUGCCUCUGGUGCCCAAGGCAUCGUUUACGCUGGAGUUGGCGCAGGAGGCGUAUCUAGCAAAGCGGGUCUGGCUGCUGAGGAGCUCUACAAUGCGACGGGUAUCCCGAUCGUGGCUAGCCAUCGAAGUGCAGAUGGACUCGUACCAGACGGUGACGACUUCACUAUUGCGAGUGGGUUUUACAAUCCGCAGAAGGCGAGGAUCUUGUUGCAGUUGGGACUGACGAUGGGAUGGGGCGAGGAGGAGAUUAGAGAAGCUUUUGCAUUGAGUUAUCCUGCGCCGUAAGAGGUGUUCGUUGUUUUUUUUAGCAGAAUCGAAAAUGUUCAUGAGGCAAAGCAACUGCAGCCUAACCCGUCUCGUUC
This is a messenger RNA of Alternaria rosae, 1233 nucleotides long. Its product is annotated as Asparaginase/glutaminase. NCBI's taxonomy places the organism in Eukaryota, Fungi, Ascomycota, Dothideomycetes, Pleosporales, Pleosporaceae. The record is from RefSeq and is a predicted model, not a curated record. The transcript has 2 exons. Gene Ontology annotation, molecular function: asparaginase activity. The coding region runs from base 47 to 1156 and encodes 369 amino acids.